Molecule: messenger RNA, 900 nt
Organism: Lasiodiplodia theobromae
Lineage: Eukaryota; Fungi; Ascomycota; Dothideomycetes; Botryosphaeriales; Botryosphaeriaceae
Exons: 2
Coding region: 1-900 (299 amino acids)
Biological process (GO): glutamate metabolic process
Molecular function (GO): D-glutamate cyclase activity
Source: RefSeq, a predicted model, not a curated record
AUGGGCUCCCUCUCCACCCCUCCCACGGAUCCAUCAGCCUAUCCAACGGGUCACUCUGCCCGCGCCGCCGCGCGUGCCAACACCAUCCUCUCGACGUCCGGUCUGGCGCCAGACUACCUGCAAGCGAAUUUGAUCGUGCUCCCCUCUCGUUACGCCGCCGAUUUCCGGCUGCUCUGCAAGCGCAAUCCGGUGCCAUGCCCGCUGCUGGCUGAGUCUGCAUCCGUGGGAAGCUACUCGGCGCUGAAGUCUUGGAUCGACGGUGUGGCCAACGAUGCCAUAGCCAAAGGCAUUGACAUCCGGACCGACGCGCCGCGGUAUAUGGUGUACAAAAACGGCACCCUCGCCGCCUCCCACAUCGCCGACGUCGAAUCCUACUGGACAGCCGACCACGUCGCCUUCCUGAUCGGCUGCUCCUACAGCUUCGAAGCGGCCCUGACGCGCGCGGGGCUGAUCCCACGGCACACGCUUCUCGGGCGUGUCGUGCCCAUGUACCGCACGACCAUCCCACUCUGCCCUGCCGGCGUCUUCGCCGCCUCGACGUACGUCGUCAGCAUGCGGCCGUACCCGCGGCGUGCCAUCGAGGCGGUGCGCGACGCGACGCGGCCGUUCGUCGCGGCGCACGGCGAACCCGUCGCCUGGGGCUGGGACGCGGCCGCGCGGCUGGGCAUUUGUGAUGUUAACAAGCCCGACUGGGGCGAGCCGCCCGCGCUGGAGGACGGCGUCACGCCGCUGACCGAGGGCGACGAGGAGAACGUGCCUGUGUUUUGGGGGUGCGGGGUUACGCCGCAGGAGGCGGUGAUGCGGGCGGCGGAGGGGUUGGAGGGGACGGUGCUGGGGCAUGCGCCGGGGCAUAUGAUUGUGUUGGAUGUGAAGGAUCAGGAUGUGUUUGGGAAGGUGUAG